GGAUCGGAAAGAUUCCUCCUGUGGGCUUGCAUCAUGGAGGCAAGCAGUAAAUCCAGCAGUCAACAGAUUCUGUGGAAAGAUGUUGAGAUGGGAAAAGAGAAGAAGGCCAAGUACCACAUUUACCAGCGAGCAGCUCUGGUUCUGGCUCUGGUCUUCCUUGUUUUGGCUCUCUGUGUUUUCAGCCUGAGAUAUCUGUGGAGCCCCAGUCUGGGGAAGGUGUAUGACCACCAGUACAAAGCUGUGUUGGAUGGCGUGGAGAGAGACGGCAUGAUGGAGAUUGACCCAGGUCGGCGCAUUGAGAUUUUCAGAAUGGGAAAUGGCAGCGAGGAGGUCCUUGAAGUGCACGACUUCAAGAAUGGAAUCACUGGGAUCCGGUUUGCCGAACAUCAGAGGUGCUACAUCAGGACCCAAACUAGGCAACUACCCACAGUGGCAGAGGUGGAGGCUGAGGACGCAGAGCUACUGGUGGAUGAGACAGAGGCCGUGGAUAUGAAGGUGGAAGACUCCCAAGUGUGGGUUCCUGCUGAGGAGCCCAUCGUUAACCCGGCCUUCCUCUUCGACUCCAAGAUCUGGGAGAUUUGCCAGGAGCUGCCCAUCCACUGGAUCCAUCCCUCCCCUCUGAGCGAUGCUGAAGUGGGAAACGAGGACGCCCCUGACGCAGAGGUCACAGGUCAGCGUUUCGCCCGCGACAUCCUGGACCACCCUGCCGUCAACGACUACAGAGACGCUGGGAUCGAGCUGGAUAACCGUCUGGAUGACCGUGGCUACUGCUGCCAGCACUGUCGCCGUGGUUACCGCUACUGCCGGCGCUACCACGAGCCCCUGGGUGGCUUCAACCCGUGGCCUUACUACUACCAAGGAGGCCGGGUCAUCUGUCAGAUUGUCAUGCCAUGCAACUGGUGGAUCGCCCGCAUGCUGGGGAGGGUCUGAGGAGGGCUGUCUGCGUCUGUUUGGGAUUUCAACUGUUUAUGUCGUUGUAGGUGCAAAUUCUGCCUUUAUAUCCCAGACCACUUAAGAGACCAAAGCAGUCUAUUGCACACAAUUAUUAUCCAAUCUGUAGGUUGGCCCAUUGAGUAUUAGUCUGUUUAAACAUUCCAAUUGGUAUUUGAAGCGUUUUUAAAAGGCAUUGCGCGUUUACAGCUGUCUAAUUUUCUUUGCUUAUCUAACCAUUUAUUAUCCUUGCUAUUUGAUUGUGUUGAAUAGGUGCAAUUUAGUCUGGAUGAUGUCACUAGAAAAAAGGGCGGGGGGGAUGUCUUGACCUUGUCAUGCAUUCAUUUUUUACUUUAUAGGUUAAAAAGUUGUAUGUAUGAAAAUGUAGCUUUCUAACAGUAGACCAAUAUGUGCAACAAUCUAAGUGGUGGCUAAGUAUAAAUGUUUUUAAGUUGUUUGUGAUUAUUCUUUUUAUUAUUGCUUAAGCAGAUAAAAACCUCCCUAUAUUCAUAUACAAUUAGAACACUACAUGCAUCAUAUUCAAAGUAAGACAAAUUGAAGGAAAGAAACAAUCAUAAAGUAGAUAUAAUAGAACUAGAGGAAGCUUUACUUACUGGCUUUAUGUUUAUCAAGGAGGUAUAGUAUAAUUGAAGAUGCACAGACCUCAGCUGUCUUUUGUGAUGUAGUUACUGUUGUCUCAUGCUCCAUUGUUUUCCAGCUUGUUGCAAUCCACAAAAUGCUUUAAAUAGUGCUUCUGUUCAAACAGUUUUUUCUUUGUUGAGGCGAUCUUAAUCUGCAACAUCACAUCCCAAUCUGCCGAGCUGAAAUUACUCUCAUCUGCAAGUAACAGAUAAGCAAGCGAGAUAGGCAUUUGCAAUUGAUGUUCUGUCAUCAGAAUAACAAGGUGCAUAAAUGCCCAAGAGUAUUCAAGCGAUGUGAGAGAUUCAAAAGUUAAACAGAGAGACAAAAAUGGAGCACUUGUGUUGUCAUAGUUUGCUUUGAAGCCUUCUGUAUGUUUCAGUCUCUUUGCUGUGUUUUUUUUUUUCAAUUAAAAUUUCAUUGUAUGAAUAUUCUGAGUGGUCCUAUUAUAUGAAACAAUGUGAUUUGAAAGCUGAUGAAGUGUGGGUUUAAAUCUUACUCAUGCAAUCCAUAUAACAGGCAGACCUUCUGUCUUCUCCAUUAGUCCCAACACUCAUUAGCAAAAACAUUUAGCGUCAAAUUGAAGGGGAAAAAACUAGACAUGCAUGCUUUUAUUGUUUCUUUCAUAACCUAAGCCUUCUUUCUUGUGUAUC
Anoplopoma fimbria (sablefish) is the source of this 2222-nucleotide messenger RNA. It is a transcript of the gene tnmd, whose product is annotated as tenomodulin. NCBI's taxonomy places the organism in Eukaryota, Metazoa, Chordata, Actinopteri, Perciformes, Anoplopomatidae. The record is from RefSeq and is a predicted model, not a curated record. The coding region runs from base 34 to 930 and encodes 298 amino acids. Gene Ontology annotation, biological process: negative regulation of endothelial cell proliferation; negative regulation of angiogenesis. The transcript has 7 exons.